Peromyscus maniculatus bairdii (prairie deer mouse) is the source of this 2507-nucleotide messenger RNA. The record is from RefSeq and is a predicted model, not a curated record. Lineage: Eukaryota; Metazoa; Chordata; Mammalia; Rodentia; Cricetidae.
UUCCGCCCGGGAAUCCGCCGAUCGGUCCAGCUCCAGCUCCGCCGAUUCAAACUCAAAAAAGAUAUAAUAUUAAACGUUUUUUGGACAGUUUAAGGGACGCGUAGCACCGAUGGAAGAGUCUGCAGCUCCCAGGAGGCCCCACGCGGCCGCAGGUGCCGAGGCAGGUGCUGAGGGGGGGGAGGGUGUGUCUGUUCCCCCCCUUCCCGAAUUUGAGGCUUCUGGAGCCUCUGCGGUGGUUAGUUCAGCCUCUGUGCAAGAGGCAUCGGGCCUGGCACCCUUUCUUGUGGUUCCUGUGCUUGAAAACCGUCGCACGGCGAGUCCUCGGCUGGCUCCAGCCGAAGGGGGCGGAGCCCGGUCUCGUUCUGAGCGCAACAGCGGCAACUGGACCAAGCAAAUCCUCUGCAGGUAUUAUCUGCAUGGGCAGUGCAAGGAGGGCGAUAACUGUCGCUAUUCUCAUGACUUCUCUGGGCGGCGGAAAGCUAGGGGGGGCCAAGAUUCUCAGCCUCGGGCCUCUGCAGAUAGAGGGCCCAAGAUGGCCACUGAGUGGGAGCCCCCGACUCAGGAAGUGGCGGAAGCCCCCCCUACUGCAUCCUUCAGCUUUUUGCCUCUCAUUGGCUCGGCUGCUGAAAGGGGCUUCCCUGAAGCUGAGAUUGGCAGCGCAGGCAUUGGCUCAGCUGCUGAAAGGGGCUUCACUGAAGCAGAGAUUGACAAUGCAGGCCUGGCAGCAGCUGCUACGGGAGGAGCGGGUGCGGAAGGCUGGGAGGGGGCAAUUGAGUUUGUUCCUGGACAGCCCUACCGAGGUCGCAUGGUCCCCCCGCAUGGUCCCGAGGCUCCUCUGAGGAGCCCGCCAAUUGACAGAGAGCACAUGGUUAUGGGCAUGGGGAUGCUGCUGCCGCUUUGCCGCUUUGCUGCCCGGGGAGAAUGCCUCCGUGGGGAGCGCUGUGCAUACCCCCAUGGAGAAAUGUGCGACUUGUGCGGGCAGCAGGCCUUGCACCCUUGGGAUGCGGCCCAGCGGGAUGUGCAUAGAAGGGCCUGCAUUGAAGCCCAUGAGAGAGAUAUGGAGCUCUCCUUUGCUGUGCAGCGCAGCAUGGACAAAGUGUGUGGCAUCUGCAUGGAGGUUGUCUAUGAGAAAGCCGACCCCAGGGAACGCCGCUUUGGCAUCCUUUUCAGCUGCAACCACACCUUCUGUCUUAGGUGUAUCCGCAGGUGGAGAAGUGCCACACAGUUUGAGAACAGGAUCAGUAAGUCCUGCCCACAGUGCAGGGUCUCCUCUGGCUUUGUCAUUCCUAGUGAGUUCUGGGUGGAAGAGGAAGAGGAGAAGGAGAAACUUGUUCGGCAAUAUAAGGAGGGAAUGAGCCACAAAGCCUGCAGGUAUUUUGCUGGAGGCCUAGGUCACUGCCCAUUUGGAGAAUUCUGUUUUUACAAGCAUGAAUAUCCCGAGGGCUGGUUUGAGCAUUUUCCGAGGCCAGAUGGUGGUGGACCGUCAAACGCAUACUGGCAUCAAGUUUUGGAGCCCGUGCAAUUGCGAGAGGGAAAAGUGCUGUUUAAAAGCCGUAAAAAGGAGCUUUCUGUACUUCGCCUUGCCAAUCAGUUGCUUAAGAAGUUGCUUUGCCUGAGAGGCAGUUUUUCCUUCACUGAUGACCGCUGGCUCUUUCUUCAGUACCAGCUGGAAGAAUAUUUCAAUUUGAAUCUGUAGUAUCAUGCUGUGGCAUGUGGUCUAGUCUGCUAAGGCUCUGUUGUCUGCUGUUGCUUAUUUCCCUUUACUGAAUGACAAACCUAUUGCUUUCAAAGGCUGUUGUGGCAAUCUUUAUGCAGUAUUCCUGUUUUCUUCUCUAUUUCCCAUUUCUUCUCACUAGGAUUGUGAUGUUUCUCUGUGUUGCAAAAUAACAAGAAAUCUUAAAAGUAUUGUUUGGUGGAAUUAAUAUUUCUGUCAGCUGAUGACUUGUGGUGUUUUCCCAACAGGAUUCAAUCACUUCUAGUCUAGUGUUUACAGUUUCUCAUUGUGAAGUCCCUUAAGAGUAAAUGUGACAAGGUGACAAAAGUCUUUAACUGAAUUAUGAGCUUUUGCUAUAUAGCCUUAAAAAAAAUGGACCCUUACAGGGCCUUGCAGCUGCUGUCUGUGUUUGUUUACAUGUCUGUUUCUUCCCUUCUCUUUCAAGUGCACUUGUUAACUUGUGGUUGCUUUGUGGUUCUGUUUUACUUGACCAAAAUGAGGUGCAUAUGUUUACAUGUUUUUAUCCUGUUUGGCUUGAUGUGAAAUUAUUUAUAUUUGGAAAUAUAUAUUUAAGAGUGAUAUAUAUAUGCGUAUAUGUAUACAAAGAUGUACUUGAAAACGUUGGAAACAAAUACCCACUAUAAUAUAUAUGUUUGAAGUAAUGAAAUAAAUGCAGACUGAAAGCCUAAUGUUAAAGUCUAGAUGUAUGGACUGUGUGUGAAUUGUGUGGAUAAUUUCUCUGCCCCUGCACUGAUGUCAGUGAUCAGCAUCUAAUAAAAAUGACUGCUAUGUG